AUGGAUCGCCUAGGGAAUGAGCACCCCUCCACGCUGACGAGCAUGGCCAACCUAGCGGCGACAUAUAGGAACCAGGGGCGAUGGAAGGAGGCCGAGGAGCUAGAGGUGCAGGUGAUGGAGACGUUUAAGAGGGUGCUUGGAGAGGAGCACCCCGACACGCUGACGAGCAUGGCCAACUUAGCAUACAUUUGGAAAGAAGAGAGACGACAAGGCGAUGCAGUUCAUCUUAUGGAGGAUUGCGCACGUCGCAGACAGCAAAGCCUCGGUGUAGAACACCCGGAUACGAUUUCUUCUAUCUCAGCCCUCACAGUUUGGAGAGACCAACUGGAAAGAACUUGUUCCCAGCCUCUACGACGGAGCAACAGUACUAGUAGGAAAAGGUCUAUUUACUUGUGUAUACCAUGUUUUAAAUAG
Molecule: messenger RNA, 414 nt
Organism: Colletotrichum truncatum
Lineage: Eukaryota; Fungi; Ascomycota; Sordariomycetes; Glomerellales; Glomerellaceae
Product: kinesin light chain
Molecular function (GO): protein binding
Source: RefSeq, a predicted model, not a curated record